Thecamonas trahens ATCC 50062 is the source of this 1397-nucleotide messenger RNA. RefSeq names its product dual specificity protein phosphatase 22. The record is from RefSeq and is a predicted model, not a curated record. The transcript is spliced from 3 exons. NCBI's taxonomy places the organism in Eukaryota, Apusomonadida, Apusomonadidae. Bases 441 to 1376 code for a protein of 311 amino acids.
GGGUUGAUCGAACGGGAUGGGGUUGAAGGAACGGGUUGAAGGAACGGGUUUCGCGUGGACGAACGAACGGGUUUGGACGAACGAACGGGUUUCGGGUACGGUUUGUGCUUCUGUUUGACUUUUGUUUUGCCACCACUCGACUCCUUCACUGGAUUCGGUGGUCAAUUCCUUCAAUUCGCUCCUGACAACGCAGCCCUUUGUGGUGCGCUUGUUGCUGCGUCCAAAGACCGUCCAAUAAGGAUCGGCAAAGUGUACGUGAACAGCGCCGGCAUGACAUGAUGACGGCGGUGGCCCGGAGCAGAGCAUGGGAUGAUGACUAUCAUAUUAUCUCUAGUACACACGAGGACAUCUGAUAUCUUUGACGAGACACAUCUCUCUGACCAUGCUCUGCUUCAUGCAGAAAGCGCAGCCAAAGCGCGCCGCGGGCGGUGGAGACUCACAUGCAGGCGGGAAUGAGAAUAGGGAGCAGCAAAAUGGCACCAAAGACCAAGUCUGCAUGGGAGUGGCGCGCGUUUGUGCCCGGCGGUGCGCCGCCGGUCACCGGGUGGCCGUUUGAAGUCCAGUGGAGCGUCGACGCUGAGUCGCGCUCGGACUGGUAUCUGCCGCUCGGCGCGAUGCUUGGGCUCAAGCUCCGGGGCGUAGACGUCGAGGCUGGCUCGAAGCGUGCUCGCAAGCGCGCCCGCAAAGUGAGCAAGACGUUGCGCAAACUCGCCGCCGGCGAGUCGGUAAAGCGCAAGAAGUUGACCAAAGCACGCGGAUACAAGCUGGAGCUCGAGCUCAAGAUCCGCCGCGAGCGCGACGAGGUCUCGGGUGCCGAGCUGUGGGAGAAGUUCAAGCUCGGCCCGUUCAAACUCGGCAAAGCUGGCUCGCCCAACGCACUCGCCAAGCGCAUCCGCAAACGCUUGCCCAAGAAGGAGCCUGCUCGUGCAGUCCUGCUUGACCUGCUCGCCAGCCUCGACCUCGACGCCUCGCCGUGGGUCCGCAUCUCCAAGAACCGCAUCCAGGGCGAGCCGACCGUCGACGGUGUCCGCAAGGUCGGCCGUGCGGCGCUUGCCCUCGGCCCCGAUCCGGCGCUGGCCGCGCUCCUCGGUCUCUCGCCUCCCACCGCCACGAGCGACCCGCUCCAGUGGGCCACCUUUGCCCUCGAGGGUGCCGAGCUCGAUCCGGUCGCCGCUGCGGCCGCCGACGUUGCCCACCUCGCCUUCGACGGCCUCAUCCACGGCUACCCCGCUGCGGUCAUGGCCGCUGCCGGUGUUGUGGAUGAUCGCUCUGCCAGCAGUAGUUCCAGUAGCAGCAGCAGCAGCAGCAGUAGCCAUUCCAACGACCCUUCGAGUACAUCGGACACGAGCGAGUCGUCGUCAUCGUCGUCAUCAUGAAUGAAUGAGAGCGAGCCCGUA